Molecule: messenger RNA, 1269 nt
Organism: Truncatella angustata
Lineage: Eukaryota; Fungi; Ascomycota; Sordariomycetes; Amphisphaeriales; Sporocadaceae
Exons: 2
Coding region: 1-1269 (422 amino acids)
Molecular function (GO): protein binding
Source: RefSeq, a predicted model, not a curated record
AUGACCAUGGAGGAAGAAGGCGCUACUCCACUGGAUCAUAAUCAUUUACACAAACAACUACUACCUAACAAUGUGUUUCUUACGAUUGCCAAAAGCUUCCUCGAUAAUCCCGACGAUGUAUUCCAUCUAGCAUUGUCCAGUAAGAGCUUGUGGCGAUAUCUGGAGGACGAAAUCUAUGCCACGGAGGUUUUGACCACAAAAGCCUCUGCGGAGAUGCUCGUUCGCGGAACCCCAGAUGCGGAAGUUGUGAUCAAUGUCCACCAGUCCGACAUUCCGGACCCUGUGGAGAGAUUACGACUUUUCAAAUUACGCCCUAAUUUCCAAGAACACCGGAGCCUGCUGCUUCGAAUCAUCGAUGAUGGCAAUACCGAAGCUGCCAGGAAACUCAUAAAUGCCAGCGUUGAGAACUGGCCAAACUAUCUCGAUGUGAAGCGUCGAUCCGUGACUCCACUAUUCCUUGCUCUAAUGCACGGUCACGAGAAAAUUGUCGAAUAUCUCGUUAAUGGAGGCUGCUUCGUUGACGCAUGGUAUGACGAGCCUUGGGGUAUCAGGAAGUUUGUGAAAGGUGGAUGCCAAUUCAUCAAAGAACUCGAGGUCAAGAGUAGCUGCUACAAUAAGGCAGAUAACAUAAUCUACUCGCUCCUGGAUUAUGCCAUAGCCAUGCGUCGCCACGACCAGUCACUUCUGCUGGCCAAGUACACAUGCGAUGGCGGUUUGAUACCGGUCGAGGAGAAUACGACGCACAUGCCACCUCUGCACCUGGCUGCGUUUGGUGGUAUGACUCAUGUGGUGAGAACACUACUCGAGCGAGGGUACGACAGUUUUGCCCCCUCAAAUCUCUUCAACAACGCAACACCGUUAGAUAUGGCGGCUUCAGGGGUCGACAACAACCAAAAAACCAUGCAACUGCUCAUAGAUAGCAGAGAAGAACUCCCGGGUCCGAUUACUGCCAGGAAGAGGGCUCUCAUUCAUCGAGCUCUCAUCCAUCGAGCUCCCGGUAAUGCCAUUUUCCUUCUGGAAACCUGGCACCAGAUACAACAACUCUCCAACCUCAAAGAUGAAGUGACUUAUUGCCUCGAGUCAGACGAGCUCCUGCCCGUUUUGCAGUGGAUCGUGGAGCAUGACCAGUCCACUACCAUCCGCCAAGACAUCAAGAGUAUGUGCCUUAAGCUAAUCGACAAGAAGAAGGGAAUUGAGUCAGGAACGAUGAAAUAUCUUCGUAGCGUGGGAAUAAUGGAGCCCUCUUCAGAUCAAGAUCACGAUCGUUGA